Molecule: messenger RNA, 1544 nt
Organism: Toxorhynchites rutilus septentrionalis
Lineage: Eukaryota; Metazoa; Arthropoda; Insecta; Diptera; Culicidae
Gene: RabX1
Exons: 5
Coding region: 580-1308 (242 amino acids)
Molecular function (GO): GTP binding; GTPase activity
Source: RefSeq, a predicted model, not a curated record
GCGUAGUGAACGUGCAGAGACAAAAGGAAAAUUCAGCAGUUUUGGUUUCGAAAGUUGUGGAGAAAUUCAGUCCUAGUUUAGGCUGCAACAUAAUACAUUUUAAUAUAACGGACGAAUUGGGAACAGUUCUAUACCGGUUUCAAAGUAAGAAACAAAACGAUGAUCGUGUUCAGGUGUUUGUACUAGAACAUUAAUAAUCCUUACUUAGUAGAGCACGACGGGAAAACGAAAAAAAAAACCGAAUGGGUUUCCCCGAUACUUUCUACGGUUUUCCUUUUACUAUAUGAAAAGGGACUUUUGGAGAGCAGCAAGGUUUGGUGGAUGUUGACAAGUGUUUGCGAAAAACAAAAAAAAAAACGGAACGAGCAUUCAUUGCUAUUUUCUUGUUUUAUACAAUCUGUUGACAUUCCAAUGAUAAAAUCAUACAACCGACUUUUCAGUUGGAUAAUAAAUACUGCCUAUCAUUCGGACAGGCAGUCGAGGCGGAAAAGCAAGAAAAACGAAAACGCAACGUAGCAGCAGUAGAAAAGAGGAAAAAAUAAAUCGGCACUGAAGUAUCGAAAGGAAAUAUAGUGAAACAUGAAGGCCAUUGAAGCGAAAAUUGUCGUUUUGGGAUCUCAAGGCGUCGGCAAAACCAGUCUGGUUGUUAGAUAUGUUUCGAAUGUGUACACAAAGGAGGUAUCACCGACAAUAGGUGCUUCGUUUUUCACGUGUAAAGUCAACCUGGAAGAUUUCAAAGUGAAGAUGCAGGUUUGGGACACUGCUGGCCAGGAACGAUUCAAGGCGAUGGCUCCUCUCUACUACCGCAAUGCGAAUGCCGCGCUGUUAGUAUUCGAUUUGACGCAGUACAAUUCUUUCAUUGAAAUCAAAUCAUGGGUUCAGGAACUCCAGCGAAACGUCCAGGAGCCGAUGGUACUCUCUCUGGUAGGUAACAAGCUCGACCUGGAGGAAAAGCGGGCAGUUUCCCGGGAAGAGGCUUCACUCUAUGCGACCUCCAUCGGGGGAAAUUAUUUUGAGACCUCAGCAUUACAAGAUCAGGGAAUAGAACAAGUAUUUAUAUCUAUUGCUGUAGGAUUGAUCAAAAUGUCUGGUGAACAAAUUUGUCCGUCACUAAAGCGAUACGAGUCCUCGGAUUCACUUGUGCUCUCAGGAUACGCAAGCGGUAUGAAUGGAGUUGUGCAAAUGGGCAUACCUGUUGAGUGCGACAACGUGUUAACGGAUGGCACCGGUCGUUUGGAAACACCUUCCUGGAGCAGAGACCAUAUAGCACACGCGGACGAACAGCGCACAGGAUUUUGUUGCAACUAACUAUUCGCGUGUAUUAGUGUUUUUAUUUUCGAGAAAGUAAGGAAAAUGUGACGUGACUUUCUUGUGAUAACUUUAAAACUUACGUUGAUAAUGUAUUAUAGUUGAUAGUUUGUAAAUACCGUGAGACAAGCGUGAACGAAAUAAGCAUAACAUAAUUUAGCACACUAAGUAUUGACCAAAAGUAUUGGCAGAUGAAUGGUUUUGUCAACUGAUAAAGUAAACUUAGGGCUCGCAUA